AUGAAGCUCCUCACGAAAGAACAAGAACGGGAACACUACCGGCAGACGCUCAAGGGCGGCGCCAUCGGCGGCACGCUCGGUCUGGCCGUGGGCACGGCGGGCGUGCUCCUCGCGCAGCGGCGGUACCACUUCUUCCGCAACCUCACGCUCCCGCUCAAGGCGUUCCUGGUCACGUCGGCGGGCACGUUCGCGGGCAUCGUCAACGCCGACUCGUACAGCCGGGCGUACGAGAUCCAGUCGAACCCGAUCGACGUCGAGUUCCACGCGCGGCAGGCCGAGCGGGAGAAGGCCGAGCGGGCCAACAAGACCUUCACCGAGCGCGCCAUGGACUUUGGCCGGCGGGAGCGCUACAAGAUCGUGGCCGGCUCGUGGAUCGCCAGCAUGGGCAUCGCCUUCGCCAUGGUCAACCGCAACAAGUACCUGACGGGCGCGCAGAAGAUCGUGCAGGCGCGAGUCUACGCCCAGUUCCUGACGCUGGGCGUGCUGGUCGCCACCGCCGCCUUCGAGAUCAGCGACAGCCGCAACUCCCAGGGCCGCUGGGAGACGGUGCGCUACAUCGACCCCUCGGACCCCGAGCACAAGCGCAUGCUCGAGAAGCAGGUCGAGCGCGACGCCCCCAGCCAGGGCGGCGUCGGAAACCCCAACGACGACCUGUGGAAGGAGAUGGUCGCCGCCGAGGAGGAGAGGAUCAAGGAGCGGGAGGCCCGGCACAAGGAGCACGCCGCCCGCGAACAUCACAAAAAGAAGAACGGCCACGAAGAAAACAAGGAGGAGAAGUAA
Molecule: messenger RNA, 780 nt
Organism: Exophiala spinifera
Lineage: Eukaryota; Fungi; Ascomycota; Eurotiomycetes; Chaetothyriales; Herpotrichiellaceae
Exons: 1
Coding region: 1-780 (259 amino acids)
Biological process (GO): mitochondrial respiratory chain complex IV assembly
Cellular component (GO): mitochondrial inner membrane
Source: RefSeq, a predicted model, not a curated record